Messenger RNA from Manihot esculenta (cassava), 587 nucleotides. RefSeq lists its product as uncharacterized. Bases 156 to 482 code for a protein of 108 amino acids. Lineage: Eukaryota; Viridiplantae; Streptophyta; Magnoliopsida; Malpighiales; Euphorbiaceae. The transcript is spliced from 2 exons. The record is from RefSeq and is a predicted model, not a curated record.
UGGUUCCUGCGUGCGUCCGCUGGUCUGCUUGCUUCUUUGCUCUUCUCCGCCGCUUCCUCUGCUCCAGUCUUGCCGUCCGGUGCUGCUCCUCCCGCGUCCUCAGUCACUGCAGUGGUGUUCCAAAAUUCUCGCCUUCUGAUUUCUUGGAUCUGGUCAUGGAUUCGCGAGAUUUGUCUGCUUCCCAGUCCACUGCCGCCGAGAAUCGAGAUACUGCUACUGCCAUUGUUGCGUCUGCGUCAUCGUCCAUCACCCCCACCGCUGCUGACGACGAUGUCGUUCUAUCUGUUACUGCUGCUCUUGCCAAGGAUGCCGCCUCGCAUUUCCAUUCUCGUCGUUACACGGAGUGCCUUGCUGUUUUACAUCAGCUCAAGUUAAAGAAAGAAGACGAUCCCAAAGUAAUUACAUAUGCAUCCAACUAUAUUGAUAUGGUUGCAUUCCUAUUCUUUAUUUUUGGAUUUAGUCGAGUAAUGGAUGCCGCUUAAAUGUUUUAUUUAUCCUUUUAAGUGGAAAUGAUAGUUUAAGAUUUGUGUUGGUACUUCAGUUGAUUUUUGUUUGGUCAGAAUUAGUUUCUUUAUGCGAAUGUGUUG